UGUGUCUGCAGGGACAGUUGAGCUGUGAUCGUCCACCUUGUGUUUGGAACCAGAAGCAGCUCCUCACCGACUCUGGAUUUCACACUGACCAACAUUUUCACAGUAAGCAGCCUCCUUGGACCCACCUGGAAAAGUGUUUUUAUCUUCAUAUGUCCGCUGGUCCAGCCUGAGGAUGGAAAAGUACGAGAAGAUAGGAAAGAUCGGAGAGGGCUCCUACGGCGUCGUCUUCAAGUGCAGGAACAGAGACACGGGGCAGGUUGUCGCCAUCAAGAAGUUUGUGGAGUCAGAGGACGAUCCCCUCAUCAAAAAGAUUGCACUGAGGGAGAUCAGGAUGCUCAAGCAACUGAAACACGCCAACCUGGUGAAUCUGAUCGAAGUGUUUCGGCGUAAACGGAAGCUCCACCUCGUGUUUGAGUACUGCGACCACACGGUCCUCAACGAGCUGGACCGUCAUCCCAGAGGAGUUCCAGAGAACCUUGUGAAAAGUAUAACCUGGCAGACACUUCAAGCUGUCAACUUCUGUCACAAACAAAAUUGCAUUCACCGAGAUGUCAAGCCGGAAAAUAUUCUCAUCACCAAACACCAAGUCAUCAAACUCUGUGACUUUGGGUUCGCAAGGAUUCUCACUGGUCCAUGCGACUACUACACAGACUACGUGGCGACUCGUUGGUACCGCUCCCCUGAGCUGCUGGUGGGAGACACUCAGUACGGCCCCCCGGUGGACGUCUGGGCCAUCGGUUGUGUGUUUGCCGAGCUGCUGUCGGGGAUCCCCUUGUGGCCUGGGAAGUCUGACAUGGACCAACUGUACCUGAUCAGGAAGACUCUCGGAGACCUGAUCCCUCGACACCAGCAGGUCUUCAGCAACAACCAGUUCUUCUGUGGAGUUUCCAUCCCAGAGGCACAAGAGAUGGAAUCUUUGGAGCAGAAAUAUCCAAAUCUCUCACAUCAAGCUCUGAGUCUCAUGAAGGGUUGCCUGAGGAUGGACCCGUCCGAGCGGCUGACCUGUGAGCAGCUCCUCCAGCAGCCGUACUUCGGAGGUCUGAGGGGAAAGAGCGAGAGAAGCUCUCGAGAGCACGACCGAUCCAGCAACAAGAGGACGGGUCUACCUCGCAAACACCUUCCUCCCGGGUAUUUGCCACAGCUGACCAGCAGUGGCAUCUUCCCGGCUCUGGACAAUAAAAAGUACUACAACAACCUGCGCACGUUCAACUAUCACCUACCCAACAUCUGAGCACGAGCCCAAUCAAACCCCAACACCAUCAACAAGCAGCAUUUUCUGAAACCUCAGGAACAGAAGCAGAUUCUGGUAGCGCCUUGGUUUUUAAUGACUACUCAACCACAUUUUAAAGAUGUUGUUUAUCACGUAGGAUGUGUCUGGGGGUCUUUUGAUACUGAUGUCAGUCUAUGCACUCUUCCCCAGCAUGUUGGUCAGUGUAGAUCAUCAACGUUUCAAUUGAUCGAAACAAUUCAAGUGAUUUUGUUUUAUUUUGUAUAGACGUGGAAUGACGAGGAGCAAAACGUUGCUCUGCUCGUAGUCGCUGAGUAGACUGAAGGUAAAACUCUGCCGUACUGCCUUGCCAAAUGUAUUUUUUAUCAAACGACACUUUUAAAAAAAAAAAAGGAACAUGUUUUUGGUAGUGAGUUCUAUGAUCUAGGACACAAACUUUGACUCAUUUCUGAAACUAUUUAUUGACGUCAGGAGUGAAUAUUCUUUUAACCCGCACAUUUACUAGCAUAAAGCAGUAACAAUACACACAUUGUACUCAUUAUCUGUUGAACUUUGGUGCUAAGGAUGUCCACAGCAAUCUGGCUAUCCUCCGAUGUUGUACAAAUGCCAAAUUAAUCUAAAGAGAAAUGAUUUUAAAACUCUUGAAUAACUCCCAAAUAGUUUCUCUCUUUGUACCCACAUGGAGUAACCUUUAUUACCUUGAAUGUUGAGAAUAUAAUAAACUACAGAAUAGUUCAAUCUA
Molecule: messenger RNA, 1970 nt
Organism: Etheostoma spectabile (orangethroat darter)
Lineage: Eukaryota; Metazoa; Chordata; Actinopteri; Perciformes; Percidae
Gene: cdkl1
Product: cyclin dependent kinase like 1 (CDC2 related kinase)
Exons: 10
Coding region: 173-1231 (352 amino acids)
Biological process (GO): protein phosphorylation
Cellular component (GO): nucleus
Molecular function (GO): ATP binding; protein serine/threonine kinase activity
Source: RefSeq, a predicted model, not a curated record